AUUUAAUAUUGUCGAUAAGUCCAGCAGCACAGUGCAGUAUUGACAGUGCCUGGGUGCCAGUGACAAUCUGAACUCAGGCUGUCAUCAUCCCCCUUUACAAAAACGGCUUGGCGAGGCGGGCUCCGAUUGGACAGACGCGGAGGACACUUUGUGCCGCAUCAAGUCGUGGAUUGACAGUUCAAGCGUGCAUCAACUCGAAACGCACACACCUCGUUCAGCAAGAGCCGUCUGCUCACAGAAUUUCAGCGGCUGCGGCGGCAGACUCUGCAUCCAAAUCUACCUCAAUCUCCACGUUGACCUCUAUGAAAGAGUGACAAGUUCCUCGACCCUGUGUAGGGUCAGCUCACGAUGACAUCCCUCAAACAAUUCAUUCGCAAUGUGCGCGCCGCCAAAACCAUUGCCGACGAGCGAGCCGUUGUCCAGAAAGAAAGUGCGGCAAUUCGGGCCAGUUUUCGAGAAGAGAGCCAUAACCCAAACAUAAGGCGCAAUAAUGUUGCAAAACUCUUAUACCUUUUCACCCUCGGCGAGAGAACACACUUCGGCCAGAUUGAAUGUCUAAAACUGUUGGCCUCGCCGUCUUUCGCGGACAAGCGAUUGGGCUACCUGGGGACGAUGCUGCUUCUCGACGAGAAUCAAGAGGUUCUGACGUUGGUUACGAACUCGCUCAAAAAUGACCUCAAUCAUCACAAUCAGUACGUGGCUGGACUCGCUCUCUGCACCCUCGGCAAUAUUGCGUCGGUGGAAAUGUCCCGCGACCUGUUCCCGGAGAUUGAAUCCUUGAUCUCGACUUCGAACCCUUACAUUCGUCGAAAGGCGGCCCUCUGCGCGAUGCGGAUAUGUAAAAAGGUCCCCGAUCUCCAGGAGCAUUUCCUCGACAAAGCAAAAGUGUUAUUACAAGACAGAAACCAUGGAGUGCUCCUCUGUGGGCUGACAUUGAUUACAAGCUUGUGCGAGGCGGAUGAGGCAGAAGGAGGGGAGGAAGGUGUGGUGGAAAUGUUCCGACCAGUUGUGCCUCAUCUCGUGCGGACAUUGAAGAACCUGACCAGUUCUGGGUACUCUCCGGAACAUGAUGUCUCAGGGAUUACGGACCCGUUCUUGCAGGUCAAGAUCCUCCGGCUUCUGCGAGUUCUUGGGAGAGGGGACGCCGCGACCAGCGAGCAGAUGAACGAUAUUUUGGCACAAGUAGCCACCAACACAGAGGCUACGAAGAAUGUGGGUAAUUCGAUCUUAUACGAGGCCGUCCUGACCAUCCUCGACAUCGAAGCCGAUUCCGGCCUGAGAGUGUUGGGAGUCAAUAUUCUUGGAAAGUUUCUGGCCAACAAGGACAACAAUAUUCGCUACGUGGCGCUCAACACACUGAUCAAAGUGGUGGCCAUCGAACCCAAUGCCGUCCAGCGCCAUCGAAACACCAUCUUGGAAUGUUUGAGAGAUCCCGACAUCUCAAUCCGACGACGGGCGCUGGAUCUCAGUUUCACUUUAAUCCGGGAAGAUAACGUGCGGGUGCUGAUCAGAGAACUGUUGGCGUUCUUGGAGGUGGCCGACACAGAAUUCAAAUCGGUCAUGACGACGCAAAUCGGCAUUGCCGCCGACCGUUAUGCGCCAAACAAACGCUGGCAUAUUGACACAAUGUUGAGGGUGAUCAAGCUGGCCGGAAACUACGUCAAGGAGCAGAUUCUCUCGUCCUUUGUCCGCCUCAUUGCAACGUCGCCCGACCAACAGACGUACUCGGUACAGAAACUGUAUGCAGCAUUGAAAGCUGACAUCACACAAGAGGCACUGACGUUGGCUGGGGUCUGGGUCAUUGGUGAAUAUGGCGAUGCUUUGCUACGCGGAGGAACGUACGAAGAAGAAGAACUUGUCAAGGAAGUAAAGGAAAGUGAUAUUGUUGAUUUGUACACGACCAUUCUCAACUCGACCUACGCCAAUCAGGUCGUUACCGAGUUCAUCAUCACCUCCGCCAUGAAGCUCACGACGCGCAUGUCGGAUCAGUCACAGAUUGAGAGGAUUCGCCGCCUGAUGCAGUCAAGGACGGCAGAUCUGAGUGUCGAAAUCCAACAAAGGGCGGUGGAAUACAGCAACCUCUUUGGCUACGACUCAAUCCGUCGCGGCGUCUUGGAGAAGAUGCCACCUCCAGAAAUCAAAGAAGAGCAACGAGUCCUGGGCCAGGCUGCAGCCCCUGCCAAGGAUAAGCGGAAGACGUUGAAGAGCAAAGCCAACACCAAAGUGGCCAAGACCAGCGAAUCGGACAUGCUCCUGGACUUGAUGGGUGGAUCGGAUGUCCCCGCGGUCGACACCAGCGCAACAGUCAAUGGACAACAACAGACGGCGGACUUGUUGGCUGACAUUCUCGGAGGUGGUACGUCGGUGUCGAGCCCUCCGCCCCAGAGCAAGGGACCUGCGCCAGCCUCAAAUGCCAAUUCUAUAAUGGAUAUGUUUGGCAAUGGUACACCAAAACCGGCCAGUCCCGCUCCUGGUGGCACGCCGGCACAUCCCGUCUACAACAAGAAUGGGCUGUCAGUUGCUAUACAAGUCUCCAGAAGCGGAGCUGGAAUCCAGGCUCUUGCUCGGUUCAAGAACACCACAUCGUUUGAGCGGUUAACUGGUGUCGGACUGCAAGCAGCGGUACCAAAGAGCCAGAAGCUGACGCUGCAAGCCAUCAACAAAAGCACCCUCGAGGCUGGCGAAGAGGCCACUCAAGGGAUGAAAAUAGUUGCGGCAACAGGGCCACUGCCACCAAAACUCCGCUUACGACUAAAGAUUUCAUAUACCAAGGAGGGAGGUGCUCCUAUCACCGAGCAAGUCGACUGGACGGAGCCGUAGAUAGGGCGCAUUUGGGACAACACGGCAAUUUCUCGGCUUCCGAAGGUGAGGAAGGCUUGCCUUCGCAUUGCCCGUCGCCCGCUCAGUCAGAUUCCGAUCAUUAGAAGCGCAUUUAAACAGUGUCACCGUAUAGAGGGCGCGUGAGGGCCAGUCGAGGGCACACAUGGAAUCAUGAAAGAGGCAUUCAUUCAGGAUAUCCACCACAGGGUACCAACCUACAGUAGUAGGUCGGGAUAUAGUGAACAAGCACUCGAGCUGCGGACGACUGUAGCCAAGGCGCAUCUACUCCGUCCUCGCGGUGUGUGUGCAAAUGCGGUGCAAAAUACAAAUACCGAAGGCAGCAAACGUGGAUAUGUCCCCAUAUUUUUAUUCUUUUAUAGUGGCCAUAUCGAAUACUCCAUCAGCGACAGAUAAAUUGUUAUUUGUCCCAUACAAUUUUAUACAAGCCCCCAUCCCGCGGCCGCGGCCCCGGC
This is a messenger RNA of Exophiala dermatitidis NIH/UT8656, 3293 nucleotides long. RefSeq names its product topoisomerase (DNA) II binding protein 1. Gene Ontology annotation, biological process: Golgi to vacuole transport; intracellular protein transport; receptor-mediated endocytosis. The record is from RefSeq and is a predicted model, not a curated record. Gene Ontology annotation, cellular component: Golgi apparatus; AP-1 adaptor complex; membrane coat. Gene Ontology annotation, molecular function: clathrin-cargo adaptor activity. The transcript has 5 exons. NCBI's taxonomy places the organism in Eukaryota, Fungi, Ascomycota, Eurotiomycetes, Chaetothyriales, Herpotrichiellaceae. Bases 349 to 2820 code for a protein of 823 amino acids.